This is a messenger RNA of Fusarium redolens, 1913 nucleotides long. RefSeq lists its product as uncharacterized. Lineage: Eukaryota; Fungi; Ascomycota; Sordariomycetes; Hypocreales; Nectriaceae. Gene Ontology annotation, biological process: regulation of DNA-templated transcription. Gene Ontology annotation, molecular function: DNA-binding transcription factor activity. The transcript has 4 exons. The record is from RefSeq and is a predicted model, not a curated record. Bases 275 to 1756 code for a protein of 493 amino acids.
CGCUCUUUCUCCUCAUCUCCUCUACUCUGUCGAUAACCCCGGCAAUACGAAUCACCACACGGCACAAGGCAUCACUAUCUUGAUCCUGGCCAGAUCUAUCCGGUCAUUCCUCGUGUCCCGCACUCUCUACCCCGUGGGGAUCCCCUCAUCUGCUACCGCGGUAUACUCUCGGCUCCGCGUCUCGGUCCGAGCCUUGCUCUCGAGAAUCUCCAGCAGUAUUUUGCUUUGCUGGUCUACCCUUGCCCUCCAAUUUGCCUGCAGACCCUGUAACAUCAUGAGCCAGACACAGCCAGAAACCACAACUAGAACAGCUCCGUCUCGGAAGCGAUCUAGAGCCGUCUCGAAUCUCACCAAGGAACAGAUUCAGCACAAGCGUAAUGUGGAUCGCAAAGCUCAGCGGGCCUUUCGUCAACGGAACAAAGACUGCAUUUCCAGCCUUGAGCAACAAUUCUCCCAGCUCCAGGGCACGUGCGCUGAAUUACGUGUAAGUUGCAGCCAGAAAGACGUGCAGAUCGACCGCAUGCGUGAGGAGAACGCAUCCUUGCAAGACUGCCUGCGUGCCGUCGCUGAACUUAUCAACACCGCUUUGGGCCAAGCUGACAGGAUUCAUGACCAAAACCAAUCGCAGGGUCAGUCUGCCCAGAGUCAGUCAGGUCAAGCCAGCCGGGCUCAAUCCCAUGCACGGACGCCUCCUCCACUACAAGAUCAGGAACAAGAGCAAGAGCAAGAGCAAGAGGCUGACUCACUGUCCGUAACACAUGCAGAUGCCUCUGAUACUGAGCAUGUCAUGCAAACCACCUCAGAAGAACCGUUUGACAAUCCGGUGGUAAGCUCAUACACCGACCAAUCGGUCCUUCCAGGCGACCACGCUCCAACUAUCCCAAACCAUAUGGUCAAUGACGAUUCAACCUGUCAUGUCUCUCCAUCCGCAAACGUAGGACUCUUGUCAUCCCCCGGUAGCUAUCAAGCUACAACAAGCACCAACAUUCCAUACGGCGCCCCAUCACAACUAAGCGUAGCUGAAUCCCACGUUACACAGCCGAGCAUGGCAAGCGACUACUCAGCUUCUGGAGACAUGACAGCUGCACUCGGUCAUUACACUGAGCCCAACGCUGUAUACACCAUCCUCCCAUCCCAUGGGCCAUCCUCUUGCCCAUUGGAUUUGAUACUCCUCAAGUUUCUUAAAUCAAGAAAAGAAAUGCUUUUAAAUAGCAUGGACCCUGAGUCCGUUUUGGGCCCACGAAAGCCAUCAACACGUGCCAUCAUCAACCUUGAGCAGGUUGACACGGUGCAUCCACUAAGCGGUAUAAUGUCACGCGUUCUGUCGACAUUCUCUUCUGUACAAAUGGCUGAGAAAUUGGCUUUCUUCUAUCUCAUGUGCCAUACUAUGAAGUGGCAAAUUCACCCAACGAAGCAACACUAUACAGAUAUGCCCUCAUGGCUAAGACCGACAGUCACACAGAUAGCCAUUCCACACGCCGCAUGGAUUGACAAUAUUCCAUGGCCUGGUGUCCGUGACAUCCUCAUCGAAAACCCGGCCGAAUAUCCAUUCCAACUUUUUUCAGAUUACUACUCUCAGAAUGUCACUGUGAAUUGGAAGUUUGAUGGUUUAGAUGCCAUAUCGGAUUCGGAGGGUGAGGCGGUAUUGCACUCGAUAUUCGAGAAGCAUAUUCGGAACCUUAAGAACUGGACUGUAACUCAAGCGUUUCAAGAUCGAUUUCCUUCCAUGGUUACCGCUAUCUACUCACGUUACUAGCCAAUGAAAUAAGUUGAAUGUCUCUGUAAUUGUGCUCUCCGAAUGGUCGGCAUGAAGCCCUGGACAAGAUGGGUUGUCCGUAAGGAACCAUACGUCAAGUUGACGUUGUUCUUCGUCCUUGUACUGCUCUAUGAUACGAACAAGGAAUAUAGAUGAG